Molecule: messenger RNA, 912 nt
Organism: Drosophila biarmipes
Lineage: Eukaryota; Metazoa; Arthropoda; Insecta; Diptera; Drosophilidae
Exons: 3
Coding region: 61-579 (172 amino acids)
Source: RefSeq, a predicted model, not a curated record
AAAAGAGCUGUGCUUAGUUCAAACAAUAUUGAAAAGUGAUUUUAGUCUGCACAAGGGACAAUGAAUUGGAUUUGGAGCCUUUUAGUCCUAGGAAUUGUUUUAUGUGCCACGGCAACAACAGAAGCGCCAUCGGAAGAAGUUAGGGGAAUCACGGAUGAGCCAGGUGAAGAGCAGGAAGAAGAUAAAUAUUCUAAACUAGAUAAGAAAAUAACAUCUGAUCUCAAGGAAAUUCUUAGCAAAUAUGAACGUGAAUGCAUGGGUAAUACUGAGUUUUCCGAAAGUCUGGAUAAGGUACGCAAAGCGAUUGAGGGUUCUCUAGAAGAAAAGCUUGAGGCAAAAAUCGAAUUCAAAACUUAUAAUAAGCAACGUAUUGACCUUGAAAAAAGCAUCGAUGAUGCAAUAGAGGCUUUGAACAACGUUCUUCCCACGCUACAACCUAACAGUAAGUGUUCAAAUUUGUUCCUUAAACAAAGGGAAGCACUUAAGAAAGCAAAACAACUUUCCAAUAGUGGAAAAAGUAAAUCAUUAAAAGAAAACACAAAAGAAUGUGUUCUCACUGAUUAUGAUUACACUUACUAAAUUUGAAUAAAAUGGAGAUUGGUUUAUUUUAAAAUCAUAAAGCUAACGAGCAUUACAAGAGAGAAGUUAUAAAAUCUCUCAUAAAAAUUGUAUUUUUAAGUGAUAAGGCUUAACAAAAAAUAUUUUGUUUAUUUGCAAUCAAAUUUGGAAUAAUCUAACAUGGUAUCAUUUUAAAAUCCGAUUUGUUAUAAACAUAAAAAACUAGUAAUUAGUAUUGAUUCCUCACAACAUUAAAACUAAAUUGAGAACAAUGAACUAAGUUUGUAUGGCCAUGUUUUCAAAUAUUUUUAAGUAAAUUGCAUUAAAAUAAAAAUUAAAUUUAUAAACAUCAAA